CCCACUUCCUUUGACUGCCGCCUCGGGCAUCAAGACGGAGUUGUUCUCCUUCCAACUCCCCACCAGGCACUUGAAUAAAUUUGCUGCCCUCGCUCUAACGUCUCCUUCUUCUUUCUCACUGAGACACAAUAUCAAUUACGGAUGCAUACCGAAUAACCAAUUUGAACUGCCUUCUGCCUGCAGCUUUCAGUUUCGGAAAGAAGCCUGACGUCACCCGAGCUUCCACUACAACAAUACACCGCAAGAAUACAAUCUAGUCUUACCUACAACAUAUUUUGCGAAACGACCACAGCCUAGAGCGACUUUUAACUUGAUCGAGACAUUUGUCUCGCGACAUCCUAGUCAAGAUGAACUCAAAGAUGGAGUUUACCGACCGGGCCAAGAAGGCGUUAGAAGACGCCAUGGUCCUCGCCGAGCAGUAUGCGCACUCCCAGUUGAUGCCAAUACAUCUGGCCGUCGCCCUCCUCGACCCCCUCCCAGACCAGAGCAAGGACCAGCAGAAUGCGCCGCCGGGGACCACAAGCACCCUCCUGCGGCAAGUCGUUGAGCGAGCCCACGGCGACCCCCAGCUUUUCGACCGCGCCUUGAAGAAGACCCUCGUGCGCCUGCCUAGCCAAGAUCCGCCGCCCGAGAACGUCUCCAUGGCGCCUUCGUUCAACAACGUGCUCCGCAAAGCCAUGGAUCUCCAGAAAAUCCAAAAGGACACGUACAUAGCGGUUGACCACCUCAUUACCGCCUUGUCGGACGAGCCUUCGAUCCAAGCGGCCUUCAAGGAGGCCAACAUUCCGAAGCCCAAGUUGGUGCAGGACGCUGUGCAAGCCAUCCGUGGCACGAAACGCGUCGACUCCAAGAAUGCCGACACGGAGGAGGAAAACGAGAAUCUUGCCAAGUUCACCAUCGACAUGACAGCCAUGGCGAGGGAAGGCAAAAUCGACCCUGUUAUUGGCCGUGAGGAGGAGAUUCGGCGCGUGGUCCGGAUUCUCUCCCGCCGAACCAAGAACAACCCCGUGCUCAUUGGCGAGCCAGGUGUUGGCAAGACUACAGUCGUUGAGGGUCUCGCGCAGCGCAUUGUCAAUGCCGACGUUCCCGACAAUCUAGCGCACUGCAAGCUACUGUCUCUCGACGUUGGCGCGCUGGUCGCCGGAAGCAAAUACCGAGGAGAAUUCGAGGAGCGCAUGAAGGGAGUCCUCAAGGAGAUUCAAGAAUCAAAGGAGAUGAUUGUUCUCUUUGUCGACGAGAUCCAUCUCCUGAUGGGCGCUGGUUCCUCGGGAGAGGGCGGCAUGGACGCGGCCAACCUGCUGAAGCCCAUGCUCGCAAGAGGACAGCUUCACUGCAUUGGUGCAACCACCCUGGCCGAAUAUCGAAAGUACAUUGAGAAAGAUGCAGCUUUUGAGCGCCGUUUUCAACAGGUUCUCGUCAAGGAACCGUCGAUCCCCGAGACCGUCUCGAUUCUGCGUGGUCUGAAAGAGAAAUACGAAGUCCACCACGGUGUCAACAUCACCGACAGUGCCAUCGUGGCUGCUGCUACGCUAGCGGCUCGGUACUUAACCCAGCGGAGACUGCCGGAUUCGGCGGUUGAUCUGAUUGAUGAGGCUGCCGCCGCCGUCCGCGUAGCUCGAGAAUCGCAACCGGAGAUUAUCGACUCUCUUGAGCGGAGAUUGCGGCAGCUGAAGAUUGAGAUUCACGCCCUAUCCCGUGAGAAGGACGAUGCUUCCAAAGCACGCCUCAUUAUAGCGAAGCAGGACGCCGAAAAUGUUGAGGAGGAGUUGCGACCACUCCGCGAGAAGUAUGACCGGGAGAGACAACGGGGCAAAGAUAUCCAAGAGGCGAAGCUGAAGUUGGAAAACCUCCGAGUCAAAGCCGAAGAUGCCAGCAGAGUUGGAGACCACAGCCGCGCCGCCGAUCUACAAUACUACGCCAUCCCAGAGCAGGAGCAAGCCAUCAAGAAGCUUGAGAGGGAAAAGGCGGCGGCCGACGCGGCCCUCAACGCCGACGCGGCUGACGCUGGCGGUGCUAUGGUCACCGACAUUGUCGGCCCUGACCAGAUCAAUGAGAUCGUGGCUCGUUGGACUGGCAUUCCGGUGACACGGCUGAGGACUUCGGAGAAGGAGAAGCUCUUGCACAUGGAGUCUGUGCUUGGAAAGAUUGUGGUCGGACAAAAAGAGGCUGUGCAAUCGGUGUCCAAUGCCAUCCGGCUCCAGCGCUCAGGUCUUAGCAACCCGAAUCAGCCGCCAAGCUUCCUCUUCUGUGGUCCGUCUGGUACCGGCAAGACGCUGCUUACCAAAGCCCUGGCGGAAUUCCUAUUCGACGACCCUAAGUCGAUGAUUCGGUUCGACAUGUCCGAGUACCAGGAGCGACACUCUCUCAGCCGAAUGAUUGGUGCCCCGCCAGGCUACGUCGGACACGAUUCCGGCGGUCAGCUGACCGAGGCACUCCGUCGCAAGCCCUUCUCUAUCCUCCUGUUUGACGAGGUCGAGAAGGCUGCGAAGGAGGUCUUGACGGUUCUUCUGCAACUCAUGGAUGACGGUCGGAUCACUGACGGGCAAGGACGUGUUGUGGACGCGCGGAACUGCAUCGUGGUCAUGACGUCGAAUCUCGGUGCCGAAUACCUCGCCCGCCCGAACGCCCGGGAUGGCAGAAUCGACCCGACGACACGGGAGCUCGUCAUGAAUGCGCUGCGCAACUACUUCCUCCCCGAGUUUCUCAACCGCAUCAACUCGACCGUCAUCUUCAACCGUCUCACCAGGCGCGAGAUUCGCAGGAUCGUCGAUCUGAGGCUCAGCGAGAUCCAAAAGCGGCUGUACGACAACGACCGAAAUGUCACGAUCAGUGUCUCGGACGAGGCCAAGGACAAGCUAGGGGCUGCGGGCUACUCGCCAGCGUACGGCGCGAGACCGCUCCAACGUCUGCUCGAGAAGGAGGUGCUUAACCGCAUGGCGGUUCUGAUCCUCCGCGGCAAUAUCCGCAACGGCGAGGUUGCUCGUGUGGAUGUUGUUAAUGGCAAGGUCACGGUUCUGAGCAACCACACGGCGAGCGAUGAUGAAGAUGAGGAAAUGAUGGUUGAUGAUGAUGAUGAUACGAUUGAGGAGAUCGCGCCAGACUCGAUGGAUGAGGACAUCUACAACAGCUAGAGUAUGCUGUCAGGAUGAUGGCGGAUAAGUUGAAGUUCAAGAGGGGUGCGGCACUAAACUGUGAAGUAUUGGCAUGACUCGAUGGAUGAGGACAUCUACAACAGCUAGAGUAUGCUGUCAGGAUGAUGGCGGAUAAGUUGAAGUUCAAGAGGGGUGCGGCACUAAACUGUGAAGUAUUGGCAUAAAACCCCCCAUGGCGGGACAUGAUGACGAUUAUGAGAAGUAAUGCCACAUCUCAUGAAAUCUUUUUUGAGGCAUGGUUGUUCGUUUGCGAGGCAUGGCCUGGGCCUAGGCAACCGUACUCGGCCUCCACUUGGAGUCAAAUAAUAUAGAGUUACCUUAACAGAAGAACAUGUAUGUAGAGACAGCUCAAUGCAUCACUAGCAAUAGGGACUCAAAAAUGAAUAGGCAUUUUGCCGCACUAAAGGC
Molecule: messenger RNA, 3560 nt
Organism: Lasiosphaeria miniovina
Lineage: Eukaryota; Fungi; Ascomycota; Sordariomycetes; Sordariales; Lasiosphaeriaceae
Product: heat shock protein HSP98
Exons: 1
Coding region: 348-3131 (927 amino acids)
Biological process (GO): cellular response to heat
Cellular component (GO): cytoplasm
Molecular function (GO): ATP binding; ATP hydrolysis activity
Source: RefSeq, a predicted model, not a curated record